CCGGAGGGCGCGGGGUGUGAGGCGAGGGGCGGCCGGCGCGGUGGGCGCGCUCCGGGAGGCCGCGGCCCCGCUCACCGGGCGGCGGCGGGAGAGAGGCCGGGCAGGUCGCGGUGUUUGGGUGCGGAAUUGCUCAAUAGCGGCGGCGGAGGGUGCCCAGGCCGGCCCGGCCGCUGUCGGGGCUCCGGAGGGCUCGGGCGGUCGCGGCCCCUCGGCCCCGCCGUGGCGGCUCCGCGGGUGCCCCGAGCUGAGGCGCGGCUGUGGCCAGGCCCAGAUCAGGACCUAAAUUCUGCCCCGGUGCUCCCUUCCCCUCGGGGCGGGGUGGCACAAGGUGUUGGCACCCGGGGCACGGCAGGCGCAGGUGUCUGUGAGGUGUGUGCCCGGAGCGAUGGCGACAGAGUCCCCGCGCCGCCCCAGCCGCUGCACUGGAGGAGUGCUGGUUCGCCCUCAGGCUGCCACGGAACAGUCAUACAUGGAAAGUGUUGUUACCUUCCUCCAAGAUGUUGUGCCACAGGCCUACAGUGGAACCCCACCAGAAGAAAAAGAGAAAAUUGUCUGGGUCAGAUUUGAAAAUGCAGAUUUAAAUGACACCUCCAGGAAUAUGGAAUUCCAUGAAAUCCACAGCACUGGGAAUGAGCCCCCGCUGCUGCUGCUGAUCGGGUACAGCGAUGGGAUGCAAGUCUGGAGCAUUCCUAUCAGUGGGGAGGCUCAGGAGCUGUUCUCGGUGCGCCACGGGCCGGUUCGGGCCGCGCGGAUCCUCCCGGCUCCUCAGAUCAGUGCUCAGAAAUGUGAUAAUUUUGCUGAGAAGCGGCCUCUGCUUGGUGUGUGCAAAAGCAUUGGAUCUUCUGGCACCAGCCCACCCUACUGCUGUGUGGAUCUGUAUUCCCUGAGAACAGGAGAGAUGGUCAAGUCCAUCCAGUUCAAAACUCCGAUUUAUGACCUGCAUUGCAAUAAAAGGAUCCUCGUUGUGGUCCUGCAGGAGAAAAUCGCCGCCUUUGACAGCUGCACUUUCACCAAAAAAUUCUUCGUCACCAGCUGCUAUCCUUGUCCAGGGCCAAACAUGAAUCCUAUUGCCCUUGGAAGCCGCUGGCUUGCUUAUGCAGAAAAUAAGCUGAUCCGAUGCCAUCAGUCCCGUGGUGGAGCCUGUGGAGACAACAUUCAGUCUUACACUGCCACAGUCAUUAGUGCUGCCAAAACAAUAAAGACUGGGCUGACCAUGGUGGGGAAGGUGGUGACGCAGCUGACGGGGACGCUGCCGUCGGGGGCCACCGAGGAGGAGAUCCUGGCUCACAGCAACCUCCGCAGGAGUCCCCUGGUGCCUGGCAUUGUCACCAUCAUCGACACCGACACGGUGGCAGAGGGACAGGUGCUGGUGAGCGAGGACUCGGACAGCGAUGGCAUCGUGGCCCAUUUCCCUGCCCACGAGAAGCCCAUCUGCUGCAUGGCCUUCAACCCCAGCGGGAUGUUGCUGGUCACCACUGACACAUUAGGCCACGAUUUCCAUGUUUUUCAAAUCCUGACACAUCCGUGGUCAUCAUCACAAAGUGCCGUCCAUCAUUUGUACACACUGCACAGGGGAGAGACCGAAGCCAAAGUGCAGGACAUCUCCUUCAGCCACGACUGCCGCUGGGUGGUGGUCAGCACGCUGCGGGGCACCUCGCACGUGUUCCCCAUCAACCCGUACGGGGGCCAGCCCUGUGUCAGGACACACAUGUCCCCACGCGUGGUCAAUCGCAUGAGCCGCUUCCAGAAGAGCGCGGGGCUGGAGGAGAUCGAGCAGGAGCUGACGUCCAAGCAGGGAGGACGCUGCAGCCCCGUGCCCGGCCUGUCCAGCAGCCCCUCUGGCUCACCUCUCCAUGGUAAAUUGAACAGCCAAGACACUUACAAUAACUUCACAAACAACAAUCCUGGGAAUCCUCGACUCCUGCCUCUCCCAAGUUUGACUGUGGUGUUGCCUCUUGCUCAAAUCAAGCAGCCAAUGACAUUAGGGACCAUCACCAAACGCACGGGCAAAUCCAAACCAGCUCCGCAGAUUUCACCCAGUAAAUCUGUGGGAGGGGAGUUCUGUGUGGCUGCAGUGUUUGGAGCUUCAAGGUCGUGGUUUGCAAACAAUUCCGGUCUCAAACGAGAAAAAGAUCAGUCCAAGCAGUUUGUGGUGGAGUCUCUGUACAUCAUCAGCUGCUACGGGAGCCUGGUGGAGCACGUCCUGGAGCCGCGGCCGCUCAGCACCGCGCCCAAGAUCAGCGACGACACCCCCCUGGAGAUGGGCACCUGCCCCAGGGCCAGCUGGACCCUGGUUAGAACUCCUCAGUGGAAUGAACUCCAACCACCAUUUAAUGCAAACCAUCCACUGCUCCUGGCUGCAGAUGCUGUGCAGUACUACCAGUAUCUUCUGGCUGGCUUGGUGCCACCAGGGAGCCCUGGGCCCAUCACCCGGCACGAGUCCUACGACAGCCUGGCCUCCGACCACAGCGGGCAGGAGGAUGAGGAGUGGCUGUCACAGGUGGAAAUCGUGACCCACACGGGGCCUCACCGCCGCCUGUGGAUGGGCCCUCAGUUCCAGUUCAAAACCAUCCACCCCUCGGGCCAGACCACCGUCAUCUCCUCCAGCUCCUCGGUGCUGCAGUCGCACGGGCCCAGCGACACCCCGCAGCCCCUCCUGGACUUCGACACGGACGACCUCGACCUCAACAGCCUCAGGAUCCAGCCGGUGCGCUCGGAGCCCGUCAGCAUGCCGGGGUCACCGCGGCCCGCCGCCGACCGCCGCGGCGUCUCCACCGUCAUCGACGCCACCUCAGGUGCCUUCGACCGGAGCGUGACGCUGCUGGAGGUGUGCGGGAGCUGGCCCGAGAGCUUCGGCCUGCGGCACCUGUCGGGCGAGCACGGCGAGGAGGGGCUGCGCGAGCGCCUGGCCGACGCCAUGUGCGAGUCCCCCAGCAGGGACAUGGUGGGAUCAGGCACAGACACAGCCCGUGAAGUAGCAGUAAAAAACAUCACCACAAAGAGGCACAUGGCUUUGAAAUGUUUUGAGCUGCAGCGAGAGGGAAGCAUAGAGACGCUCAGUAACAGCUCGGGCUCCACCAGCGGCAGCAUCCCCCGCAACUUCGACGGCUACCGCUCGCCGCUGCCCACCAACGAGAACCAGCCCCUGAGCCUGUUCCCCACGGGCUUCCCCUGAGGGGGACACCCUCCCAGACAAUCCCGCUGUGUCUGUCACCUGCCAGCUCCCGGGAGGGCUCUCCUUACCCCCAUGGAUUCUGACAGCUCUUGAACCUUCCUGGAACGCACCCACGGCAUCCUGACUCUGUGCUCCUGCUCAACGCCAAGAGGCUCCAUCUUCAGUCCUUCUUUUCUCGCUGUCUUCAGGAAGAGGUUGGGUGAGGAGAAAUAUUCCUGAGCCAUCUUGGGCCAAGCACGUGGUUUCACAGCCGUUCUCUGCUUUCCCUGUGCUGGGAGAGGAAUCUCCAUAACUCAGAGGAGCUCUCGCCGUCUGUGGAAGUGCCGAGCAGUCAUGGAUGAACUGGAGAGACUGGAAACUGGAGGACUUUCUGUGGACAGGGUUGAUGAUGUUAUUCCCUCCUUGUUGCAUCUCCUUGCUGCCCUUCUUCCCCUCUGAUACUCGUCGAUGCCAGGAGUAUUACAAAUGGAAAUGUUUCUUUUUUGUUCUUUGGAAGAAUUCUCUCUCUUGCUCCGGUUUUCUUCUAGUCAUGUAUUUUAGAAAUGUACUUAAUUGACUAAUUGCAGUCACGGAUUUCUCAUAUUUGGUUAUAAAAGUUGUUCAUUGGAACUCAGAUAUCUGUCCAGAAAUGCAUGUGUCAUUGAAUAAAUCUAAGUUAAACAAGAAACUGCUUAAAUGGCAAUGUUCAUGGAGUGUUCCUGGGCUGACUGUGGGCUUUGUGUAUCUCCCUGGACCAGACUCUGUGUGUAUUUACUGACUUGAGGGCUUUAAUUAAAGCCAUCAGUGGCUGUUUUGCAGCCAGUCUAGCAUGGUUUUGCCUCCCCAUUUCCUCGUCCUCGCAUGCAUGGACAGGAUUGUUAAAAUCAAGGUAUUUAUUUGCUGUGCCUUGCACCCACUUGGCUCCUCUGAAAACCAGCACCCCACUUUGGUUGGGGCCCUGCUUCUUCAUCCCCCUGCUUCCAGCGGGACAAGGACCAGGUGUGGAGGCAGAGGCACCAUUUCCAUCCACUCUGCUGUAGGAUCAGGAUCAGAGGCUUUGCAGAACAGCCUGAGCCUCUGCACCCUUCUGAACGUGCACAGUCAGAGCUAGCACUGCACAGCCCUGCUGAUAAAACAGUCCUGGGCUCACACAUCGUAACCACACAAAUUCCUACAUCUCAGCCAGCUUGUGUCUACAAGCAGAGUGAGAUGGGACUGUCAGCUUAUGAAAUUUCCUUCCCACUACUUGUUUUUAAUAGAAGCCAUUUGAGUCAUGGCAGGGAGAGGAAACUAUCGAAACCCACAAAUCUUACAGCUCCAGCCAGCCACACCAAGGGAUGCAGAACCAACCACCCUCUUCCUACUCCAUCCCCAAACACCCAGUUCAGUCUUGGGCUUGGUUUGGGUUGGUUUGUUGGGGUUUUUUUUUGCUUUUAACUGUAACACAGCCACUCAGGAGGUUCUGUUUUCUUCAGGCUGGGAAACCGCUAAUAAAAAGCGAGAGUUUACAGCGAUAA
Molecule: messenger RNA, 4671 nt
Organism: Prinia subflava (tawny-flanked prinia)
Lineage: Eukaryota; Metazoa; Chordata; Aves; Passeriformes; Cisticolidae
Gene: BCAS3
Product: BCAS3 microtubule associated cell migration factor
Exons: 25
Coding region: 386-3175 (929 amino acids)
Biological process (GO): autophagy; response to starvation
Cellular component (GO): cytoplasm
Molecular function (GO): protein binding
Source: RefSeq, a predicted model, not a curated record